GAACCCCCGCACAGUAAAACCGUAACUAAGCCGCAAUCUCUCCAGCUAUCAAAGUACUAGAAGACAGAGCAAAACCGACACGAAGCGACUGUCUCUUCUUCAAAACACCCCUUUCGUUUUCACGCGUUUCUGUUCCAUUUUCCUGAACGUCAUUGAGCGAAUCCGCCAGUCAUCAUGAGCGCUCAGCAGGCCGCAUCCAACGAGCCCCGCUCGGACUCGAUGUCCGAGAGGGAGAAGGAGGUUGCGCAGGACGACGUUGACAAGAAACCGCAGGAGAACCCCGUCGAGGACGAUGCGUCGAUGUUGUCUGCGGGCAACCUUCGCGUGUGCGUUGUGCAGGCGAUCGGCGGCACCCUGAACGGCUACAGCAUCGGCUUCGUCGGCGUGUACUCUACCCUGUACGGGUACAGCACGAACUGCGCCAACUACCGCUUCGAGUCCGGGUGCUCGACGGUGCCGAACGCGAACUGCAAGUGGUUCCCCCCCUCAGGCACCGCCGCCGGGUACUGCGGAUGGGUGGAUGGCACGUGCAGCAAGCUGUACCCCAAUGAGGACAACGGCGGUACGAGCGACAACGAUGCGAUUGUGAAUUGCAACGGUGACAGUAGCCGGUGCGCGUGGUCGUACAGCGCUGGUGAGUGCCAGAACCCCUCCGGCUACUCGUCGUCUGACAACGGUAUCUUUGCCGGCGCGAUGAUUGCGGGUUGCCUGAUCGGCUCCGUCUUCGCUGGUCCGCUGGCCACUGCCAUCGGCGCAAAGAUCUCGUUCCUCCUCGUAGGUAUCGUGGGUAUUGUGAGCUCCGUGAUGUACCACGUGUCGUGCGCCGAGGACGAGUUCUGGGUGCUGAUUGUCGGACGCUUCGUCAUCGGUCUGUUUCUGGGUGUUGUCGGUGUUGCGUGCCCCAUGUACACCGACCAGAACGCCCACCCGCGGUGGAAGCGCACCAUCGGCUGCCUGUUCCAGGUGUUCACGACGUUCGGUAUCUUCAUGGCUUCCAUGAUGGGUCUUGCCCUCGGCCAGAGUAUCUACUUUGACCACGACCGCGACCAGAAGACGAUGGCGCGCAUGCAGGGUCUGUGCGCGGUCUCCACCAUGUUCAGCAUCGUCAUGAUCGGCCUCGGUGUCAUCGUGAACGACUCCCGCGCCAAGUUCGACGGUGGCGACGACAAGAACGCGAUUGAGCUCGACGCCAACGAGUACGGCUACGUGGAGAUGAUCCCGCGUCUGGUGAUGGGCACUGUGAUGGCCGGCACGCUGCAGCUGACCGGUAUCAACGCCGUGAUGAACUACGCGCCGACGAUUAUGGGCAGCCUUGGCCUUGCCCCGCUUGUCGGCAACUUCUACGUGAUGGUGUGGAACUUCGUGACGACGAUCAUUUCGAUUCCGCUGUCGUACGUGUUCACGAUGCGCCAGCUGUUCCUGUUCGGCUCCAUCUUCACGUCGUGCAUGUGCAUGUUCAUGUGCGGUAUUCCGGUGUACCCUGGUGUGUCGUCGAGGGACGCGAAGGACGGCGUUGCCAUCACUGGAAUCAUCCUGUUCAUUCUCGGUUUCGAGGUGUGUGUCGGUCCGUGCUACUACGUGCUGACGCAGGAUAUGUUCCCGCCGUCAUUCCGCCCGCGCGGUGCGUCGUUCACGCAGGUGAUGCAGUUCAUCUUCAACCUGAUCAUCAAUGUGUGCUACCCGAUUGCGACGGAGCGCAUUUCCGGCGGCAAGUCCGGCAACCAGGACAAGGGCCAGGCUAUCGCGUUCAUCUUCUUCGGCGGUCUCGGCAUCAUCUGCUUCAUCGUCCAGGUCUUCUUCCUGCACCCGUGGGACGAGGCGAAGGACGGCAAGAAGGACAUGUCUCCGGAUCAGCGCCGUGGUGAGGCGGAGCUCGCUCAGUAA
This is a messenger RNA of Leptomonas pyrrhocoris, 1884 nucleotides long. Its product is annotated as glucose transporter lmgt3. The coding region runs from base 175 to 1884 and encodes 569 amino acids. Gene Ontology annotation, cellular component: membrane. The transcript has a single exon. The record is from RefSeq and is a predicted model, not a curated record. Lineage: Eukaryota; Euglenozoa; Kinetoplastea; Trypanosomatida; Trypanosomatidae. Gene Ontology annotation, molecular function: carbohydrate transmembrane transporter activity. Gene Ontology annotation, biological process: transmembrane transport.